Messenger RNA from Metarhizium brunneum ARSEF 3297, 1653 nucleotides. Its product is annotated as Maltose permease MAL31. Gene Ontology annotation, molecular function: carbohydrate:proton symporter activity. The record is from RefSeq and is a predicted model, not a curated record. NCBI's taxonomy places the organism in Eukaryota, Fungi, Ascomycota, Sordariomycetes, Hypocreales, Clavicipitaceae. Gene Ontology annotation, biological process: carbohydrate transport; transmembrane transport. Gene Ontology annotation, cellular component: membrane.
AUGCCCGUCACCACCACAGACACCUUUACAUCCGCCAAGGACCCGGAUCACUACGACGUCGAACAUAGUCAUCAUGACCAUGGCAUCGGUGAAGCGGGACCAUCCCGCGCGCUGGGGAUUGACCAAACCCGCGACAUCACAGAGGCCGAGCAUGAGUUGGGCUUUUGGCAAGCCAUCGGCAUGUAUCCCCAGGCCACCUUCUGGUCCAUGUUCUUCUGCAUCGCCGUCGUCAUGGCCGGCUUCGACGCCCAGAUCAUCACCUCCUUCUACGCCCUGCCCGCCUUCCAGCGCAAAUACGGCGAUUGGGUUGGCGAUCAUUAUGAGAUUGCCGCGCCCUGGCAGACGGGUCUGGGCAUGGGCAAUCCCAUCGGUCAGGCUGUCGGCGCCCUCGCCAGUAGCUAUCCGCUGCAUUAUCUCGGGAGGCGCAAAACGCUUGGCCUCUGCUGCGUCUGGUCUGUUGGCUUUGUCUUUGUCCAGUUCUUCGCCACGUCCAUUGGCAUGCUUUGCGCCGGAGAGGUGCUCGCCGGCCUUGCCUACGGAUUUUACGUCGUCAUCGCACCCACCUACGCCUCUGAAAUAUGCCCCGUGACUCUCAGAGGCUUCCUCACAACAUCUGUCAAUCUGGCCUUUGUCAUCGGGCAGUUCAUCGCUCAAGGCUGUGCAGCUGGGGUCGAGACAAGGCUGGAUGAGUGGGCGUACAAGAUCCCCUUUGCUAUCCAAUGGGUAUGGCCUGUUGUGCUGCUUGCUGGGCUUCCCUUUGCCCCGGAAAGUCCAUACUGGCUCGUCCGCCGCGGGAGAAGGGAGGAUGCUCGCAGGGCGUUGCUCCAACUCACGUCUAGCACAAAUCGUCCGGAUAUUGACAAGCUUCUGGUGGGAAUAGAGCAAACAGAUUUACUCGAACAGGAGUAUGAAACCGAGACGACCUAUUACGACUGCUUCAAAGGAGUGAGCCUUGUCCGCACCGAGAUAUCCGUCAUGGUCUACUUGAUCCAAGUCAUUGGAGGAAAUCCACUGAUUGGCUACGCAAACUAUUUCUUCGAACAAGCCGGACUGAGCUCCUCGGAUGCUUUCAAUAUGGGGGUUGGUAAUACUGCUCUUGGGUUUAUCGGCACAGUGAUUUCCUGGCCCCUGAUGAACUUUUUCAAACUAGGCCGGAGAACCAUUUACACUUGGGGAAUGGCCGUCAUGACCGUCCUCCUAUUUGUGAUUGGCUUCCUGAGCAUACCAAAGAACAAUACGGGUGCUAUAUGGGCCAUGGCAUCAUUGAUGGACAUCUGGACGUUUGUAUACCAAAUGACGGUUGGGCCGAUUUGCUUCGUGGUCAUUUCAGAGAUAUCAGCCACACGGUUGCGCGAGCGCACCAUAGCCAUUGCCACAGCGGUGCAAGCGUGCGCCAGCAUUGUUUUCACAGUUGCCAUGCCCUACAUGCUCAAUUCCAACGAGGCCAAUUGGGGGGGCAAGGCUGGGUUUCUUUUUGGCGCCAUCAGCAUCGUGUGCCUGGUUUGGUGCUACUUUCGCCUACCAGAAAGCCGAAACAGAACCUAUGAAGAAUUGGACAUUCUCUUUCAGCGGCGCAUUCCGGCUCGCCAAUUCAAGAAUUAUGACUUGUUGGCAGAAGCAGAUGCACCUGUGGAUAGCACCGAGCGCUUGUAA